UCUGUUACCAGUAAGAGUUGUGCUACUGCGAGUUGUUCGUCUUAUACGUGUCCCAAUGAGUCAGCGUGACGUUCAUAUUUUUAGUGACUGUGUUUUAUUGUAUUUAUGUUAAUGAUUGUGAUUUAUUUUGUAGCGUGUAAAAAAUAAUAUUUUAAAUUUUGUCGAUUAAAUCAGUUUUAACGUAUUUCGUCGAUCAGUACGACAUUUUAUAAGUUACGGAAAAUUCGAUUGUACGUGGAUGAUUUAAAUUCGAAACUCUUUGAACUCAUCACGCGGAAACAAGGUGUAACCAUGGACGGUUGAGUUGAAGAUAAAGAUUCUAUUAAAUACGUUGCAGGAUGAGCAGUAAAAUAAGACGGUUGAAAAUUACCGCAGUUGGAGAUGGAAUGGUCGGAAAAACUUGCAUGCUUAUUACUUACACAGCGAAGGAAUUUCCUACAGAAUAUGUGCCAACCGUAUUCGAUAAUUUUGCGGUUAACAUCAUGUUGGAAGGACAAGAGUACAACAUGUGUUUAUGGGAUACCGCGGGCCAAGAAGAUUACGAAAGACUAAGACCAUUGUCUUAUCCUCAUACGGAUUGUUUUCUACUCUGCUUUUCAGUCAAUAGCCGAAGUUCAUUCGAAAACAUUGCCAUUAAAUGGUAUCCGGAAAUUCAACACCACUGCCCGAAAGUACCUGUGAUAUUGAUCGGUACAAAAUCCGACUUAAGACAGAGUCAAAACGAUUGCAUAACAAGAAAAGAGGCCAAGAAAAUGAAAAGCAAGAUCAAGGCUGUUAAAUAUCUUGAGUGUUCAGCAAUGUCUUACGAAGGUUUGGACUCCGUAUUCAUGGAAGCUCUUCGCGCAAGUAUUACUAAACCAAAAAAAAAUUGUUUCACGUGGCCGUUUCCGUUAUGUAAAUAGACUUUUUUUUUUUUUUAUAAAAUCAAAAUAAAAUAAAAAUAUCUCUGCAUAAUAAUGUGCAUAAGCAUUUGCAAUGUUUUAUUUUAGUUAACCCGAUAAGUGUUAAU
Messenger RNA from Sipha flava (yellow sugarcane aphid), 1009 nucleotides. Its product is annotated as ras-like GTP-binding protein RhoL. The coding region runs from base 339 to 902 and encodes 187 amino acids. Gene Ontology annotation, molecular function: GTP binding; GTPase activity. The record is from RefSeq and is a predicted model, not a curated record. The transcript is spliced from 5 exons. Gene Ontology annotation, biological process: small GTPase-mediated signal transduction. NCBI's taxonomy places the organism in Eukaryota, Metazoa, Arthropoda, Insecta, Hemiptera, Aphididae.